AUGCCCCCCCUCCGAACCCUUGCAGACAACAAGCCGAUGGCCCUCGCGGCCGCCGCGAUGCUGCUGCUGGCCCUCAGUGGGACGGCCAUGGCGCAGCAGACGGGCAUCUCCGCCCCCAGCAUCACCACCGUGAAGCCCCUGAGUGGUGGAGCGGACAUUUCCUUCACCCCCGGCACCGCCGCAGACGGCAUCACCAUCACCAACUACGUCAUCGACUGCAUCCAGGGAGCCGGCACCAUCGACCAGCAGACCUCCACAAUGGUCGUUCCCGCCAGCACCUCCAACAAGGUCACCGUGUCCAGCCUGAGCAACGGCCUUGCCACCACCUGCACCCUCACCGCCCGCGGAUCCAACCCCAGCGGCGGCAUCCUGAACCGGGUGGUGGACUCGGCCGAGUCUGCUGCCUCCCCGCUGUUCACCCCCGGCUCCAAGCAGACCGUGUCCGCAGGCGAGUCAGCCCCCGCUGAGACCACCCCCGAGGCCGUCGCCGUGCCCGAGCCUGCCAGCCCCAGCCCCAGCCCCCAGGCGAGCCCCAGCCCCAGCCCCCGCGCCAGCCCCAGCCCUGCUGCCUCCGCUCUUGAUGCCCCCUCCAUCACCGGAGUGAAGGCCACUGACGGCGGCGCAGACAUCACCUUCACCCCCGGCUCCAGCGAUGCCAGCUCCUACACCAUUGACUGCGUGCAGGCCGCCGGCACUGUCGACCAGCAGGAGGUGUCCCAGACAGUGGCUGCCCCCAGCAACGGCAACAAGGUCUCCGUCACCGGCCUUGCCAACGGCCUGCGCACGACCUGCACCCUCACCGGCCGCGCCGCCAACCCCAGCGGCGGCCUUUUCAGCCGCAAUGUCGAGUCCGCACCCUCCGCGGCGUCCCAGAGCUUCCUGCCCAGCGCCAGCGCAGGGUCUUCCACUGUCGCCCCCCAAGCCGCCACCACGGCCCCUGCCGAGAUCGACGUCGCAACGAGCCCCAGCCCCAGCCCCAGCCCCAGCCCCAGCCCCAGCCCGGUGCCCAGCCCCAGCCCCAGCCCCAGCGCUGCAGUCACCAGCGUGCAGGCGCCCACCAUCACCAGCGUCAAGGCCACCGAUGGCGGCGCGGACCUGCGCUUCACCUCCGACGCCGAGGAUGUCGCCGCUUUUGUCAUCGACUGCGUGCAGGCCGCCGGCACCGUCGACCAGCAGGAGGUGUCCCUGACGGUUCCUGCCCCCAGCAACGGCGACAAGGUCUCCGUCACCGGCCUCGCCAACGGCCUGCGCACGACCUGCACCCUGACCGCCCGCGCCACCAACCCCGACGGCGGCCUGCUCGACCGCUUCAUCGACUCUGCGCCGUCUGAGGAGUCCCAGAGCUUCGUCCCCGCCGCCAUGGCGGGAGAGUCCUCCACCCCCGCCGCCGUCACCGCCGUCAGCCCCAGCCCAGCCGCCGCCAGCCCCAGCCCGGUCGCCGCCAGCCCCAGCCCCGUCGCCGCCAGCCCCAGCCCCAGCCCCGUCGCCGCCCCUGCCGCGAGCUCUGUGGCCGCCCCCGUCAUCCGCUCCGUCAAGCCCGUCGACAGCGGCGCCGAGAUCACCUUUGCGCCCUCCACCACCGCCGGCGUCAGCGCCUACGUCGUGGACUGCAUCCAGGCUGCCGGCACCGUCGACCAGCAGGAGGUGUCCCAGACCUUCAGCCCCUCCUCCUCCAACAAGGCGGUGGUCAACAGCCUGUCCAACGGCCUCUCCACCACCUGCACCACUCACCGCCCGCGCCCCUAA
Auxenochlorella protothecoides is the source of this 1746-nucleotide messenger RNA. RefSeq lists its product as hypothetical. The transcript is spliced from 3 exons. The record is from RefSeq and is a predicted model, not a curated record. The coding region runs from base 1 to 1746 and encodes 581 amino acids. Lineage: Eukaryota; Viridiplantae; Chlorophyta; Trebouxiophyceae; Chlorellales; Chlorellaceae.